Molecule: messenger RNA, 2935 nt
Organism: Tarenaya hassleriana
Lineage: Eukaryota; Viridiplantae; Streptophyta; Magnoliopsida; Brassicales; Cleomaceae
Product: pentatricopeptide repeat-containing protein At1g09900-like
Exons: 3
Coding region: 155-2311 (718 amino acids)
Molecular function (GO): protein binding
Source: RefSeq, a predicted model, not a curated record
GGGUUUUUGAGUAAGGAUGAAUUGAAAGGUGGUUUCUUUCAGGUUUCUCUUUCGUUUUCUCUGAAUCCAAACUGUGCCCUUUUCGCGCUUCCUUAAUGCCUAUGUACCGUUGCUUUCCUUUCCUUGACUUCAAAGAGGCGUAUCCUUCCCUGAGAUGCCUCUUCGUGCUUUUGCCGCCAUACUACAAUCGCAUAGAAGAAGCCACAAGAGAUUUGGGAGAGCCCUUUUGAAGCUUUCGAGUCUGGCUCUUAAAUCCGACUCUUUCAUCGAAGAAACCGAUUCAAGCACUUUCGAUUAUGGUGAGCUGCGUCGUAGAAUGCAAGGAAAUGCGGCUUCUGGUGAUUUCCGACAAGCUCUAUCGGAUUUGAAUUUCAUGAAGAACAUCCCUGGGAAACCAACUGUUUACGAUUUCAAUGCUCUGAUUUACCAUUACUCGAAAUCGAAGCACGCGUCGUUGGAUGAAAUGAUGGGCAUUUAUUCAAGGAUGAAGCAAUUCGGUCCCAAACCAUGCGGUUCUACGUUCAACACACUUCUUAGGGCGGCUGUAGUUGUUGUCGGGGACGUUAAUGUCGGUCUGUUCCUCGCGCGAGAGAUGUGCCAAAGUGGGUUCAUGCCUUCAUUCACGGUUUUGUCGAAGAUGUUGAAGAAAUCGAUUAUAGCUAUGAACUUAGUUGAUGCACUUGAAGUGUUCGAGUUUAUGCUCGAGUUGGGUUAUAUCCCCAUGGAACCGACACUGAGUGCUUUGACUUGGCUUCUCUGCGAUUUAGGAAUGACCAGUGAAGCUUGUUUGGUGUUCUCUGCUCUUCUGGGCAAAGGUCACUUCUGUAGUCCGUACACUUAUAAUCCCAUUUUGUGGGCUCUGUGCAAAUCUGAUCGUACUGAUACGGCCUUGCGGCUGUUCUAUUUGAUCAGGAAACUGGGAAUUGUUCAUAACGCUUGUUCUUACACCGCCCUGGUUUAUGGCUUUGGCCUUGCGGGACGCUUGAACGACAUGUAUCAUUGUCUUAACGAGAUGAGAAGUAAUGGGCAAAAGCCGAAUGUGAAGACGUAUACAGUAGUUCUUAAGUCUCUCUAUGACAGUGGCAAUGUCGUUAAAGCGAGGAAGAUAUGGGCCGAAAUGGAGAAAGAUGGGUGUGAAGCAGAUUUGUACUUGUACAAUGUGAUGCUACGGGAGCAAAGUAAAAGGGGGAGUGUUUCGGGUAUUUCCAAGCUCCUUCAGAUUAUGGAUGAGAAGGGCUUUUCUCCGGAUCCUUUCACGUAUGCUGCUCUCGGUGGUGGGUUUCUGAAUAAGGGCAAACAGAAAUGGGUUCUCGAAUUUUUGCUUAACGAGAUAUCAAAAGGGUGUGAGGUUGAUUUGGUCGUUUGUAAUAUAAUCUUACGAUCUCUGUGUCUAGUCAACAGAUCGAAAGAGGCUUUGGAUAUCCUGAACAGAAUGAUAGAAACAGGGGUUAAGCCGAGUAAUGUAUCCUACAACAUCAUACUACAUGGUUUUUGCAGAGAGAACAACCUGGAAGAGGCGGUGGGGCUGUUAGACCGGUUUCAAUGGACCAGCAACGGCUAUGGCCCUGACAUUGUUUCCUUCAACACAUUAUUCUCUGCAGCCUGCAAACAAGGGAACUCUGCUCUGAGACGUAAAGUUCUCUGCCAGAUGGAGCAUCGAGGCGUAGAACUCGAUGUUAUCAGCUAUAGUUCUUGGUUCUGUACGUUUGAGAAAUUCUCGGACUGUCUAAGUCUAUUGGAGAAUAUGACGAGGAAUGGGCCGAAGCCUACGACUGUGACAUUCAACCUGUUGUUGGACAAACUCUGCAAAAACAGGCAGCCUCGACGGGCUUUACUACUUUACAAAUACAUGAGAGAAUCUGGGUUUGUCCCAGACAUUGCAACAUAUAACAUCUUAAUACUCGGGUGCUUAAAACGCGGUUUAAUUUCGAAUGUGAAUCAUUUAGUCCGGGAUAUGUUCAGUCUGGGCCUGAAACCGGAUGCUUUCACAUACGGGGCGUAUAUUAGUGGUCAUUGUAGAGAGGGGAACCAAGAGAAAGUGUUUGAGCAAUGGGCCCUUAUGAAGCAGAACAGUGUUGUGCCCAGAUCAGUGGUUUAUAACCAGACACUGGUGAUGAUGUUGAAGAGAGGCAAUCUUAAUGAUGUUACCGAGUUUCUCAAAGAUAUGGUGAGGAAUAACUCUGGUCCGGAUGAGGUGACUUGCGAUAUUGUGAGGCAAGCUCUGUCGAAGAGUAGGUUAAAGAGCUGUCCUGAGGCAGCCAAGGCACUGGAGGAUGCAGUAUGCUAUGCCCAUGCUAAAUCCAAAUCCUGAACUGACCGAUAGUUCCAGAAUGAUUUCUGGUUUUGUGAUUGAUUCCUGAUCCCGGGUUUCGUGAGAGCAAAAAGCAUUCUUUCGGCAUGGGGUUCAGCCAUGCCAAUUUUAGGGGAGGUGUUAUCCUAAGAGCUUGCUUACCCUUCUUCAAUGGCGAUUGAAUUUGGGACCUGAUGCUCUUUGAAUCACCGAAUCCAGCGUUCAUUUGACUUGCAGUUUGGGUUUCAUUUGGGCAUAACAAGAAGGAUUUCAUCUGAUCCCUUGAACAUUUUUCUUGCCAAAGGCAAUCGUCAGAUGCAAACCUGCGAAUGGAGCUUCUCUCUAUGCUGCCAAAGUUCGAUCAGACAGACCAGUUCCAGGAAAAAAAAAUCAUGAAAACAAAUGCAGUCGCAGCUUUCAGAGACAGCCACUGUGUCUGAUUUUGGCAAAUGCUUUUGCCAAUAAGUUGUUCACUGGCAGAAUCCUUCACUGCAUAUAUGCUCAUGUGCUAUUUUUUAUUUUUUAUUCUUGUUGGCUUCAGAUGCAAUUGAAAUCUGCAUGCUGUAAUAAUGUGAUGUAUUUGGUUGGUGAUUAUAUAAAAUUAGGACAUAAGAUAAUAAAUAAAAUCCAUAAAUUUCAUCGUGA